AUGAACAAAGAAGGGAGCCGGCAGCAGCCCGCCGGGGAGCGGCUCUCCCCCCGCUUGGCCGCGCUGAAUCACAUCAACACGUCUCAUUUCCAGAACGGGCCCUACAAAUACGUCCUGUCUCAGGGUAAAGUAGAGUAUCUGGUGAAGUGGAAAGGAUGGCCCCCAAAAUACAGCACAUGGGAGCCAGAGGAUCAUAUCUUGGACCCCCGCCUGGUAGUGGCUUAUGAAGAAAAAGAAGAGCGAGACCGUGCUUCAGGGUACAGGAAAAGAGGUCCCAAACCAAAGCGCCUCCUUCUGCAGCGGCUCUAUGGCAUGGACUUGAGGAGCGCACACAAGGGAAAGGAGAAGCUCUGUUUCUCUCUCGCACGGAGGUUUGGAGGAGGAGACAGCAGCCUGCCAGGGUCCAAGCCAGGACAGGCAGAGUUCUCGGAGAAGACUGGGGGAGCAGUCCUGCCAUUCUCUCUCAGAAAGCAGCGCAAAAACCAGAAGUACCUGCGGCUGUCGAGGAAGAAGUUCCCGCGCAUGACGAGCCUGGAGGGUCGCAACUGCAGGCAUGACUUCUUCCUGAACGAUGCCGUGGGUCUGGAAGCCAGGCAAAGUGCCGAGGACUGGGAGGCCACGCAGCACGCCAGCAAGGAAGCAGACAUGGAUGGCAGCCUCCCCUGGAUCCCCACUGUGCCCCCCAGCGAAGUGACAGUGACAGACAUCACGGCGAACUCCAUUACCGUCACCUUCAGAGAAGCGCAAGUGGCUGAGGGCUUCUUCCGAGACCGCAGUGCACAGCUUUGAUUCUCCAUUUUCAGUGCUCCUCAAAUCCAGUGCUUUUAGGGUGGGGCUAGGGAAGGGUUACUAUAUUCCUUAAGAAAACAAAUCCAAAAUGGCUCCUCUCAAAAUGUU
Molecule: messenger RNA, 897 nt
Organism: Tinamus guttatus (white-throated tinamou)
Lineage: Eukaryota; Metazoa; Chordata; Aves; Tinamiformes; Tinamidae
Source: RefSeq, a predicted model, not a curated record